Messenger RNA from Coprinopsis cinerea okayama7#130, 2448 nucleotides. Its product is annotated as glycosyltransferase 2. The record is from RefSeq and is a predicted model, not a curated record. The transcript has 2 exons. The coding region runs from base 1 to 2448 and encodes 815 amino acids. Lineage: Eukaryota; Fungi; Basidiomycota; Agaricomycetes; Agaricales; Psathyrellaceae.
AUGUUGGGGAUAUCUCUUUGGACCUGGCUCGCUCGCGUCAAUAUUCCACUCACAACUCUGGCGGGUUCAGGACUCUUCCAGGAAACGGGCCAAGGCCCGCAAGAGGUCCAUCGCGUCGUCGAUACACAAAUCGCUUUCACUCUGAAUACGAGUGCUCAUGACAAUAGUCCUCUUCAGGCAGAAACACCUCCUCCACACCCUUUCAAAUCAGAUAACCGGAACCAAAUCGUCGCAGCGACUGUCGACAUUCCGGAUUACUCCAUUACGGGAAUACUCCCUAUAACACCUGCUUCGAUCGACCAUCUUCAAGAGAUACUCGAGCCGUUUCUCAGAACAUCUCUGGGUCACGCCUUUCAAGAAAUUACCCUCGUUACACCAGGACAUCUCGCACCAUCGGUCUCGGCGACAUUACAGGCAAUCUCGCCAUCCAACGCUCCCCUUACCUUCUCUGUCCGCGAGAAGGACUGCGAUAUGCGGGAUGAAUCCGCAUAUAUAUAUCCAAAGCGGGUCAUAUAUUCACCCUGGGUUCUUGUCAUGGGCUGGGAUGGACUUCGGAGUCUCGAGUCACAAUCACAGAGGCGGCUUCUCACUCUAGGUCAUCACUUGUUGCCCAUCGGACCUCGAGGUAGAGCUCUGAAUACAACUACGGAAACCGCCGCUUCGUCGCUUCCUUCGGCAACAUCAGGCCUCCACCUGGCAUUGUAUCUGAGGCCGCCUUUCGUCGUUGCAAGUUCGCUCCUCCCGGAGGAAGAGGGCCACUUUCGAACCUGGGAAUUACUUGGAGCCUACUUUGCGCGAUGUAACUCUUUCGGCGCAGGGGGCAUCCUUCACAGCAAUACCAAAACUGUGGAUCAGGGCCUAGAUAGUUCCUCCAAGGACGGUCUUCCUUUAGCGCCCUACAGGGACCAUGGCCCGCCAAUCCGGUUCACCUUCUUCCUUUCCAACACUCUCAAUGUCCAACAACUCUCACCUCUGCUUUGCCAAUUAAUCUUCCGCCGCCAUCACCUACACAUUCUUGUCGUCGAAACCAACAUGAAGUAUAGUUUCACCUCGGUCAGGCGAAAGGCCCGCUUCCGCCUGGAUACUUGUCGAAUCGACUUCUUCAUCGUCAAUCAAUUCAUGAAUCGGCGGGAUUUGAGUGCGCACCUAGGCGAUUUGGAGACGGACGCAGUUGUAAUGUUGGAAGGCCUCGAGUUAAACAACCAUUUCAGGAGCCACUUUAUAAGGAAGGGAAGAACCGUUAUCAGGCUUCCUGUAGAGGACCUGAUGUACUCUGAUUGGAUGUCGUCGCUCUCACUGGAGGAAUGGAGGAAUUGGCACAGGCCGAAAAUAGAGAUAAGCGUCAUAACCAGGGAUCGCCCCCAGUCCCUGGCCAGGCUACUGAAAUCACUUACUGAAGCGCGAUACUUUGGCGAUCAAGUCGCUCUUAGGCUCAACCUCGAACAGGACUGUGAUAGCAAGACUGUUGAAUUGGCUCACUCCUUCCAUCGUAACUGGACCCAAGGGCCACUCUUUGUUCAUCGACGUACUAUCCAUGCUGGACUUCUUCCCGCCGUGGUCGAAUCAUGGUAUCCUUCAAGCUUGGACAACUACGGCCUCCUAUUGGAGGACGACGUCGAAGUUUCUCCUCUGUUUUAUGCGUGGGCGAAGCAAGUCAUCUUGAAGUAUAGGUUAGCCACGUUCCCAUCCUUCCAUCCGCCGCUCACCAGCUCUUCCUUCAGAUACGGCGAAGAGGCCGACAGGUCACCAAGUCUGUUUGGAGUCAGCCUUUACCAGCAGAAGCACAUUGAGCUGCGGAAAGGAGGCCGCGUCCCGUUUAACGCCAGAUCGCUCUUCUCGUCCCCCGAACUCAAGCAACAUGUUCAAGACCCAACUACACCUUACCUCUCCCAGGUACCUUGCAGCUGGGGUGCCAUCUACUUCCCCGAUCAUUGGUCUGAAUUCCACUCUUACCUUGCCCUUCGCUUCUCCGAAACUUGGAUCCCGAUCGACUCGACGACAACAGUCGUGCCCAAUGUUCGCUCCAAUCACUGGUCUAAAUCGUGGAAAAAGUUCUUCAUUGAAAUGACCUAUCUGAAGGGAUACGUAAUGCUGUACCCCAAUUUCGAAGAGUUCGAGUCGUUAUCGACUAAUCAUUUGGAGUUGGGGUCGCAUGUGAAGGUGAGGUCGAGGGAGAAGAAAGAGUUGUUCGAGUUGCCGUUGAUGCCUUUGCCGAGUGAGGCUGGGGAAUUGACUGGUUUGAGUAGGCUGCCUGGAGGGAGGCUUCCGAGCUUUAGGGACUUGCCCGUCUUGAACUUGACGGGCGCUGCGACGACGUUGGAAGAUAUCGUGGAGAUUGGAUUGGCUAGGAGGAAGAAAUUGUGUUUUUCAAGCUCGUCUAAAGAGGGGCUGGGAAGUAAUGAUGGUGUCCGGAAUCAUGGUAGCAUUCACAACUUUAUCUGCGCAUGA